AUGGUAUUUGCUCGAUCCCUUUCGUCUCAAUUGAGGCGCCCCGCCACUUUCCUUAAGCCGUCCGCCACAACUGCUUUCGCUCGGCCUGCCUUCGCAAAUGCACGCACGCUAACCGCCUCUGCCAAACUUCAGGGAAAAGUUCUUCUUGUUCUGUAUGACGGCUUCGAGCACUCCAAGCAGCAACCUGGUCUGCUUGGAACCACUGAGAACGAACUCGGUAUCCGUAAAUGGAUCGAGGACCAGGGCCACACUCUGGUCACCACCUCCGACAAGGAUGGUGAGAACUCCACUUUCGACAAGGAGCUGGUUGACGCCGAGGUCAUCAUCACCACUCCUUUCCACCCCGGCUACCUGACUGCUGAGCGUCUGGCAAAGGCCAAGAAGCUCAAGCUCGCCGUCACUGCCGGUAUCGGUUCUGACCAUGUCGACCUGAACGCUGCCAACACCACCAACGGCGGUAUCACCGUCGCUGAGGUUACUGGAUCCAAUGUGGUCUCCGUCGCUGAGCACGUUGUCAUGACCAUCCUUACUCUCGUCCGUAACUUCGUUCCCGCCCAUGACCAGAUCCGCAACGGCGAAUGGAACGUCGCUGCUGUCGCUAAGAACGAGUUCGACCUUGAGGGUAAGGUCGUCGGUACCGUCGCUGUUGGCCGUAUCGGUGAGCGUGUCCUGCGCCGUCUGAAGCCCUUCGACUGCAAGGAGCUCCUCUACUAUGACUACCAGCCCCUGAGCCCCGAGAAGGAGAAGGAGAUCGGUUGCCGCCGUGUUGACACCCUUGAGGAGCUUGUUUCCCAGUGUGAUGUCGUUACCAUCAACUGCCCUCUCCACGAGAAGACCCGCGGUCUGUUCAACAAGGAGCUCAUCUCCAAGAUGAAGCCCGGUUCUUGGCUUGUCAACACUGCCCGUGGUGCCAUCGUCGUCAAGGAGGAUGUCGCUGAGGCCCUCAAGUCUGGCCACCUCCGUGGAUACGGUGGUGACGUCUGGCUCCCCCAGCCUGCUCCCAAGGACCACCCUCUUCGUUACGCCGAGCACCCAUGGGGCGGUGGUAACGCCACUAUCCGCUACGCCGAGGGAACCAAGAGCAUUCUGGACAGCUACUUCUCUGGCCGCUUUGACUACCGCCCUCAGGACCUGAUUGUCCACAAGGGUGAAUACGCCACCAAGGCUUACGGUCAGCGCAAGUAA
Messenger RNA from Penicillium chermesinum, 1185 nucleotides. It is a transcript of the gene fdh, whose product is annotated as formate dehydrogenase (NAD+) FDH1. Gene Ontology annotation, cellular component: cytosol. The transcript has 3 exons. Lineage: Eukaryota; Fungi; Ascomycota; Eurotiomycetes; Eurotiales; Aspergillaceae. Gene Ontology annotation, molecular function: NAD binding; oxidoreductase activity, acting on the CH-OH group of donors, NAD or NADP as acceptor; formate dehydrogenase (NAD+) activity. The record is from RefSeq and is a predicted model, not a curated record. Bases 1 to 1185 code for a protein of 394 amino acids.